Molecule: messenger RNA, 993 nt
Organism: Lithohypha guttulata
Lineage: Eukaryota; Fungi; Ascomycota; Eurotiomycetes; Chaetothyriales; Trichomeriaceae
Exons: 1
Coding region: 1-993 (330 amino acids)
Molecular function (GO): hydrolase activity
Source: RefSeq, a predicted model, not a curated record
AUGGGAAAACUAUACGCCAUCUCAGACGUGCACAUCUCCCACAAAUUCAACCACGAAGCCAUCCACCUCCUCAAACCCCACCCAGACGACGCCCUCAUCCUAGCCGGCGACGUUGGCGAAAAACUCGAGCACCUCCACGAAUGCUUCUCAUUAACGACCAGACUCUUCAAGCAAGUCUUUUGGGUGCCCGGGAACCACGAGCUGUACACUCUACCACACCCCAAUGAUGUCGCACAUGAAGACAACGCGAUGAGCCCGCACACGCCGGCCACAACGCAUAUACCGGAGCCAGACAACUUGAGAGGCGAGGCGAAGUACUUUGAGUGUGUCAAGGUUGCUAAUGAGUAUGGAGUUAUUACGCCCGAAGACGAGUAUGUGACCUGGCAUUCGGAUGAGUCAGCGAACGCGGUGAAGGCAUUGAUAUGUCCUAUGUUUCUGCUUUAUGACUACUCGUUUCGUCCUCCUGAUGUGAGUCGAGAGCAGGCGCUGGACUGGGCAAUGGAGCAUAAUAUACGAGCUACGGAUGAGGCACUGCUGCAUAGUGACCCUUAUAAGAGUCGCGAUGCGUGGUGUGAUGCGUUGGUCACCGAGACGGAAAAUAGAUUGAAGAUUGCGCUGGAUAAGAAGGAUGCAGACACGAAAGUUGUUCUUAUCAAUCACUGGCCGUUACGCGAAGACACGAUUUGCAUACCGAGCAUUCCACGCUUUAGUCUAUGGUGUGGUACGAAGAGGACUGAGGAUUGGCAUGUUCGGCACAAAGCGGAUGUUGUCGUGACUGGUCAUCUGCACGUGAGACGGACAGAUUGGAUUGAUGGAGUUAGGUUUGAGGAGGUUUCUCUCGGCUAUCCUAAGCAGUGGGAGGAUGCGAGAGGGAAAGGGAAAGGCGUCAAUGAGAUGUUGAGGGAGAUCCUACCUGAUCCGCGUGAGCAAAUAGAUAGGAAUGGAGAUCAGGCUUCAGAGGGACGCAAGACUCAAUGGAGACGGUAUGGGUGA